AUUCCACAUAAUCUCCCUCGCAUAAACAGCGAUUUCUCUACCAUAGAAGAAGAAGGAGGAGGAGGAGGAGAAAGCGAAAUCUCGGUGAGGGCGACCGGAGAUUUCAGAAUCCGGCAGGGAGGCGAUGGCAGGACAGUCUCGGAAAUGGAUGAUUCUGGUGGCGACGAUCUGGAUUCAGGCGUUCACGGGGACGAACUUCGAUUUCUCGGCGUACUCGUCGGAUUUGAAAUCGGUUCUAGGGAUUUCGCAGGUUCAGCUGAAUUAUCUGGCCGUCGCUUCGGAUCUCGGGAAGGUGUUUGGAUGGUCGUCGGGGCUCGCUCUCCUGUAUUUCCCGCUCUGGGCGGUGCUCUUCGCUGCCGCGAUAAUGGGGUUCGUCGGCUAUGGCGUCCAGUGGCUCGUCAUCAGCGAUCUCAUCUCCUUGCCUUACAUCGUCGUGUUCUUGUGCUGUUUAUUGGCAGGGCUAAGUAUAUGUUGGUUCAACACCGUUUGCUUUGUCCUCUGCAUCAAAAACUUCCCUGCAAAUAGAGCUCUUGCUCUUUCCCUCACCGUGAGCUUUAAUGGCGUCAGUGCAGCCCUGUAUACACUCGCUUACAACGCCAUCAACCCGUCUUCUACCCGACUGUACCUUCUCUUGAACGCUCUUAUCCCUCUCAUCAUCUCGUUCUUCGCCCUUAUCCCGAUUCUUCGCCAGCCUCCUCUUGACCCUCUUCCCCCUGAUGGAGUUCGACGUGAUUCUCUUAUGUUUCUCUUGCUCAACAUCAUAGCCAUCUUGAACGGGGUUUAUCUCCUUCUGUUCGGGUCAAAUGCUUCUGGUGUAGCCACUGCUCGUCUUCUCUUUAGUGGGGCAAUAUUUCUAUUGAUCUUCCCGUUGUGUAUCCCUGGUCUUGUGUAUGCCCGUUCUUGGUAUCAUCGUACCAUCCACUCCAGCUUCAGCCUAGAAGGUUCUGGAUUCAUUCUUGUCGACGUUGAUGAGCUUGAGGUGCAUAAAGGAAUGGUGACUCGUGCUUCCAGUCUCGAUGACUACCAGUUGCUCAAUGAUGGAGUCUCGAACAUAGGUAUGCCCCAGAAGAGUAUGGAUGAAUGGGAAGAUAACAGUUGUUGCAGGAAAAUUGUUACAAAAGAUCAGCUGGAAAUGCUCGGGGAAGAACAUUAUUUGUCUCUGCUGGUGCGUCGGUUGGAUUUCUGGCUGUAUUAUACUGCAUAUUUUUGCGGUGGCACGAUCGGCCUUGUUUACAGCAACAAUCUUGGACAGAUUGCACAGUCCUUGGGACAGAGUUCCAACACCACCACUCUUGUCACUCUCUAUUCGUCUUUCUCAUUCUUUGGCCGACUGCUCUCAGCAACUCCAGAUUAUAUCCGAGCGAAGGUAUAUUUUGCAAGAACCGGGUGGCUAGCCAUUGCCCUCUUACCGACACCAGUCGCCUUUUUCCUCCUGGCUUCGUCUGGACACGCAUCAGCGCUACAAGCAGGAACAGCCCUGAUAGGACUAAGCUCGGGAUUCAUAUUCGCUGCUGCAGUUUCGAUCACGUCAGAGCUGUUUGGUCCGAACAGCGUAGGCGUAAACCACAACAUCCUCAUCACGAACAUACCGAUAGGUUCACUGAUCUAUGGGUUCUUGGCAGCACUGGUCUAUGAUUCUCAUGGAAUGUCGAAAAUAACGGCCGUGGCCUCGGACUCGGUCAUAUGCAUGGGAAGGGAAUGCUAUAUGCUGACGUUUGUGUGGUGGGGAUGCUUGUCGGUUCUUGGCCUAGCUUCAAGUUUUGUGUUGUUCCUCAGAACUAGACGAGCUUAUUACCGUUUCGAACAAGACCGGAUAACUUCGAGUAUGCUCUAUUCAUAGAUUGUUACCUCCGAGGAUUUUGUAUGUACAUUUGUUUUUCCUUUUUGGGUGGGAAAGUUUUGAUCUUUUUUCAGAUAUAGAAUGGGAUCUGUGAUGAACUAACGUUGGUCGGAACACUACUUGUUUGAGCUUAUAAUUUUAUGGUCUUUGUCAUUAAUGAAGUAAUUACCGUCUUGA
Molecule: messenger RNA, 2017 nt
Organism: Tarenaya hassleriana
Lineage: Eukaryota; Viridiplantae; Streptophyta; Magnoliopsida; Brassicales; Cleomaceae
Product: protein NUCLEAR FUSION DEFECTIVE 4-like
Exons: 4
Coding region: 125-1840 (571 amino acids)
Cellular component (GO): membrane
Source: RefSeq, a predicted model, not a curated record